UAUAACGAAAGGUUCCUAAUAAUUUUAAGAAACAAAUUCGAUAUCAGAUACCAAAAUAGUAUUCAAAAUUAAACGUAAGAUUGUCUUUAGCAACUUAUCAUACAGAAAAAUAAUUUAUUUUCAGAUGAUAAGUCGCUAACUGGACAAAAUUCGUCGGCUCGGCGACAUCUGCAUAUACUCUUCACGAUAACUAGUAUUGUACCGUUCAAAAAACAAAAUGGCUACCGCUGUUUUAUUUGCAAUAAAGAUAUCGAUUAUACUAAUCUCAAGAAGCACACGAAAUCUCAUGGAUAUGACUUUUUUUUAAAUGAGGCUAACGAUUUACCAAAUGUGAUCGAUGUUGAUACAUCUGAAAGUAUUUGUGAAAAUUGCAAUGUUGUUUUUGAUAGUUUUAAUGAAUUGCUUUUACAUUUAAGUAAAAAACAUAGUUUUAAUGAUAAACACGUAAAUUUAAAUGCUGUUAAGUUAAAUGAAGAAGCCGACGAUACAGUCAAAUCGGAUUUGAAAUGUGAUAGGUGUUCCAAAGUUCUCAUAUCCAAAUUAGGAUAUAAAUAUCACAUGUCCAAGUGCGGUGUGAAAACUAGGACGUGUAGGAUUGACAAUAAAACUAAAAUAGUUAAACAGAAUAUAGCCUGUCUACUAAACAUGUCAACUGUGAUGCCAUUUAAGUUUUUCAUGAAUAGAUUUCGUUGUUUCUAUUGUUCAAACGAUUUUGUAGAAUUCGAAAUAUUAAGGGAGCAUACGAUAUCCCAACACACGCACUGUGAUUUAAAAAGUAAAACUAUGAAAUUUCUAAAAGGUAGGGAUAUAGGUCUCAAAGUAGAUAUAUCGAAUCUAGCAUGCAAAAUUUGUCGUAACGAAUACGCAGAUAUGAAGUCCCUCAUAGAUCAUUUAGUCGUCAAUCACGAAGCGAAUUACGACAAAUCCGUAAAAUACCUUCAAUCGUUCAAAAUAGCAAAAGACAAUAUACCUUGUCCCCUUUGCCCAAAUGUCAUAUUCCAAUACUUUAGAAAGUUAUUAGAACACAUGAAUUCGUUUCAUUCGGUGGAUAAUUUUGUUUGCGCAUACUGCGGGCAGACGUUUGGAAACAAUUAUAAUUACAGAGCGCAUAUAUCGCGAUACCAUAGGAAAUCUGCAGUAAAAUGCAUUGAUUGCAAUACAGAGUUCACGACGCUAGAUAAAUUGGCUCGUCACAAAGCAAGAACGCACGGGGAAAAGAGCUUCAAAUGUACAGAGUGUCUGGACAGAUUCAGCACGCAAUAUCUCCUUCAGAAACAUUUGAUUACUGCGCACAGUUCGGGCCAUAAAUGCGGGUACUGUAAUAAAAUGUUCACACGUAAUUCGCACAUGAGAAAUCAUAUACGACGAACUCAUUUGAAGGAGAAGAAUUUCGAGUGCAGUGUAUGUAGCGAGAGGUUCUUCGAUAAGGCCCUUUUGAACAUGCAUAUGGUAAAACAUAUAGGUGAGAGGAAUUAUCAUUGUGAUAUAUGUGGAAAACGGUUCUUGUGGAAGAAGAAUUUGAGGGGACACAUGACUUCGCAUGAUCAGAUUUGAAGUUUAAAUUACGCUGUAAGCUUCAGCUUUAUCUCGAUAGUAGUAUCAUCUCUUCACAAGGGUAGCAAAUGCUUCGAGUGUUGCGUUUGCAGGAAGAAUUAUAUUUGGAAGAAGAAGAACUUGCGAGCACAUAUCAGUUCAAAUCACGAUGUACUAUUUUAAAUUAUAUUAUAUUGUAAAUGAUCAGUAUCAUCAUCACAGUCCAUUAUGUCCCCACUACAGGGACAAGGGCCUCCGUGUUCAGGCCAUAAUCCACCACGCUUGCCAAGUGCAGGCAGAUGUCACAUGUCGUCAAACUAUUGAUUCUUCGACAUGUCGGUUACGACGUUUUUCUUCACCGUUUUGAGCAGAGGUGAUGAUAUAUUAAGAUAUAUAAUUGUAAAGGAUAUGGAAAAAAAAUC
Molecule: messenger RNA, 1955 nt
Organism: Colias croceus (clouded yellow)
Lineage: Eukaryota; Metazoa; Arthropoda; Insecta; Lepidoptera; Pieridae
Product: oocyte zinc finger protein XlCOF26-like
Exons: 1
Coding region: 559-1554 (331 amino acids)
Biological process (GO): regulation of transcription by RNA polymerase II
Molecular function (GO): RNA polymerase II cis-regulatory region sequence-specific DNA binding; DNA-binding transcription factor activity
Source: RefSeq, a predicted model, not a curated record